UUCAUUCAUUCUUUUUUCUUUUGGUACAAAGUGAAAAGCGAGAUGAAAAAGGUUUAGUGAAAAAGUCAUAAAAUUAAAAAUUAUACAAUACUAAAAGCAAAGAAGAAAAAAAAAGAUCGAGCAAAAGCAAACAGAAGAAAUGCGAAAAGUUGAAUAUAAAAAGUGCUCAAAUUUAUGCUGUGUCCCCGAAACAUGAAUGUCUGCGAAAGGAUAGUCGCCAAAAUGUUCAUAUAAAAAAAAGCGAAGAAAAAGGAGAAAAAGAAAAGCGGAAAAAUGAAUAAUGUCGAAUAAAUUAAAUUAUCAAAGAGGAUAAGUUGUGAUGGAAAUUUACAGAGUGAAUGAAUGUUGAUGGCAAGAGGAAAGGAAAAGUUUAGUAGAACUUUCUGAGCCUGAUCUAAUGUAAAAGGGGAUGUAAAGCUAUUACAAAUCUAAUCCUCCGGUUUUGCAUAGGAAUGAUGAUGACGACAUAUAUACUUAGAUAUUUAUAUGCUAAUAAUAACGAAUGAUACAUUGAAUCGUGCAAAUUUAGGAAUAUAUCAAAUAACAUUGAAGAUCUAUUGAAAAAUAUUUUUCGUGUUGUGUCAUAAUCCAAAGAAAAGAUAAAAAAAUAAAAAGAGUGAAAUAUUGCGAGAAGUGCUUCGUACAGAGACUAAAUAACACCAUUAACAACCCCAUCAACAUAAAAUAAGAAGAAAAGAGUGUUUGGUUGCAGUUAAUGGAUAUUAUUAUAGAAAACUGAUAUUUUUUUCUUUCAACGUGUAAUCGGAUACUUCCACAACGGAUACUUCAUUAGUGACUUCAAGAACUACGACUUAAAUAAGUUCUGAAACGUUUCAACAUAAAUAAAUCCGUUUCAGCUUCAACAGUGAAUCCUUGACACAUUCGAGAAUAAAUAGACGAGCAACAGAAACGAGAGGAAAAAAAAAGCAAAUUUGCAAUUCAAAUUGUCGUAAAUCGAUUGAUUGAAAAUAGAAAAGAAGAAAAAAAAGAAAAACAAAUAAGAAUGGAAACAAAUUCGUAUUAUCAACACAAGCCAUUCCAUAUGCUUCUGUUUUAAGCUUUUCGUGUAGCAACAUCAUCAACAACAAUAUCGACUGAGGGAGAGAGAAAGAAAGAAAGCUGACUGAAGUCAGUGGAUAAAAUAAAAAGAGAAAAUCUUUUUUAAAAACUCAUCAUGUACACUCAAGUUCAUCGUUGUUGUCGAGUCGACUAGAGCUUUCUCGUCCUGCCCACGAAAAAUAAAAUCUCAUUCUCUAGAAGAAAAAGACGUAAACAGUAGAAAAUCGUAGAAAUAAAUCAAUAAAUUUUAGCAUAAAACUCCGAGGGAACUAAAAUAAUAAGAAUAAAAGAGAAAAAAUAUCUAUGAGCCAUUAAAGCAUCGACAUUGAGACUUGAACGAACGACAUACCAAACGAAAGAAGAUCAUCAGAAAAAAUGUCGAUGGAAUUCACACAAAUAAUUUUAAUAUUGGCACUCAGCUUAAUGUUUCGAUCGAUGAGUGGCUGUCCGACGCCAUGCAUGUGCAAAUGGAAAGGUGGAAAACAAACCGUCGAAUGUGGCGGACAUAAGCUACCAAAUAUACCCGAAGGUAUGGAUCCAGGCACACAGGUGUUGAAUUUCUCGCACAAUAGUUUAACAGUAUUGCAAAGUGAACGCUUCCAGAAAAUGGAAUUGAUUAAUCUACAGAAAAUAUUCCUCUCAAAUAAUGAACUGAUUCGAAUCAAUGACAGAGCAUUUCGAGGCCUCUCGAACUUAGUGGAGCUCGAUUUAUCGGAUAAUAUGUUGACCUCAAUUCCAACGGAAACAUUUCAGGAUUAUUCUUCACUAAUGCGUUUAUCAUUAAGUGGCAAUCCAAUACGAGACUUGAAAACAUCUGCUUUCAAAUAUUUGUCGUAUCUCACAACAUUAGAGUUAAGUAAUUGCCAAAUUAGUGUGAUCGAAGAUGAAGCCUUUAUCGGAAUGGAUAAUUUGGAAUGGCUCAGACUUGACGGUAAUCGAAUACGAACAAUUCGCGGCUCUCAUAUUCUGCCUGAGUCAUUGAACGGGAUUAGUUUACAUGGUAAUCGAUGGACAUGUGAUUGUCGAUUAGUUGAUGUUUACAAUUGGUUAACCACUUACACGAUUCCACAAAUUGAAGAUCCAAAAUGUUUUGAGCCACAAAAGCUUCAAGGUCAUACGAUUAAAUCAUUACACAUUGAUGAGCUUGCGUGUCUUCCUGAAAUUUCACCAACAACAAUCUACUUGGAGAUUGCAGAAGGUCGAAAUAUUUCUCUCCUUUGUAAGAUUACAGCAAUUCCUGAAGCUUCAAUAAGUUGGUGGUUUCAGGGACAAAUACUGCAAAAUGACACAAUCAUCGCACCUAAUUUGCAUCUUUACUAUUACAUUGAAGAAGGCGUCGAUGAGAAACGCAGUGAACUUUUCAUCUUUAACGCUAAUGCAGAUGACAAUGGAACAUUUGCGUGUGUUGCUGAGAACUCUGCGGGACGUGCGCAAGCAAACUAUACAAUUAGAGUUAUUGUUAAAGAAGAGCCAAUCGUCGAGGAAGUGUCGUUUUCAAAUGAAUUCUUUCUAUUCAUCAUUGGCGGUGUAAUCAUCAUCUGUCUACUGAUUAUUAUAUGUUGUUGUAUUGUCAUUUGUAAAUGUAGAAAUCAAAGUCAAAACAGUUGUAACAAUAUGAAGAAAAAGAAAAAGAAGAAGAAAGGGAGCAAAGGAAAGGAGGUGUCAUUUCAACUGCCCAAUUCACAAAAAUGUGUCGCCAUUGCUGGCGAUAUUAACAGCUCCCUUGUCUGCUCGAAAAUAAAUGGCAAUUUAACGAUAACGGAUAAUAAUCAGCAAGAGAUGCUUCUCUACUUAGGCAACAAUACGCAGAAUAUUAGUAUAAAUGACAUGUCACUGCAGGGCCAUUGCGGUGGGCAAGACAGAAAUCCUGAUUUGAUAAAUGACGCAGAGAGUUUACGACAACGUAAUGAGAGCGACAUGAAGCAGCAUCAUCGUGAUGAUGAGAGAGACAAGACAAGGAAUCAGAUAGAUAACAAUAAUCCGAAUAACGAUAAUAAUUUUCCUCUUGUUCCCAUUCUACGUCCGGUUCCAGCACGCUUUACAGCUAUGUCAACGACAUUGCCCCGUGGCAAUAAUAAUGGCAAUGGCUUAAGCCGCGACAUGUAUCAAGUCGAUGUACAUUUAAAUCCCAGCUGUUUCAUCGACACAAACGGAUAUCCAGUUGAAUAUAGCCUAACUCAAAUUCCCAUCGUUAAUCAAGCACAGGCACCGGUUAAUUACAACUAUAAAACUCUACCACAUAACCGUUCUGGCAAAGCUGGUAAUAACUCAGUUGUACGAUUUUCAAACGAAGCUGAAUUUAUAACACGAACAUCACAAACAUUUCAAACAUAUUCACCAGACGUAAGAUAUACAGCUGAAGGCUAUCCAUGCGUAGAAUCGACGAUGAUGGACGAACAAAACUUUCCAUCACCACCUGAAGGCUACAAAACUGAUAACACUUCAUUACUACCAACAUUGGCGCUUCUUAACAAUCAAAACUUUUGUUCAAGCCCAUUAGCAAUGCAACAACAAAAUCAACAACAAGCGUCAUCAUCAUCGACAACAACAUCAUCAUUAUCAUCAUCUCUUCCUAAGUGGCCUUCAUGCUUGCCUGGUUACCAUCCACAGUUGAUAGCAAUUGAUUCGCGUUUUCAAAUUUCACCACAACCAAUACAAUCACCAACCACGCAAAUUCCACCUACAAUUCAGAAGAAAUGCGUGGGUGCGCAAACAAACGAAGUGGAUAAUAAUGUGAUACAUGAGGUUGAAGAAGAAGAAGAAGAAGAAGAAGAGGAAGAAGGUGAAAACACCGAUUCUUGUGAUGCUACGAAUGGGUCAAAAUGUCGACAAUUAAAAGGCCCGCUAGCGGAUAGUCCUGAUGAAGGGUAUGUAGGUGACAGUCAAGAGAGUUCCGACAUAUGA
This is a messenger RNA of Clunio marinus, 3963 nucleotides long. NCBI's taxonomy places the organism in Eukaryota, Metazoa, Arthropoda, Insecta, Diptera, Chironomidae. The record is from the annotation of a GenBank genome assembly.